Condylura cristata (star-nosed mole) is the source of this 3832-nucleotide messenger RNA. RefSeq names its product OTU deubiquitinase 7B (gene OTUD7B). Gene Ontology annotation, cellular component: cytoplasm; nucleus. The transcript is spliced from 12 exons. Lineage: Eukaryota; Metazoa; Chordata; Mammalia; Eulipotyphla; Talpidae. Bases 451 to 3267 code for a protein of 938 amino acids. The record is from RefSeq and is a predicted model, not a curated record. Gene Ontology annotation, biological process: protein K11-linked deubiquitination; protein deubiquitination involved in ubiquitin-dependent protein catabolic process; protein K63-linked deubiquitination. Gene Ontology annotation, molecular function: cysteine-type deubiquitinase activity; zinc ion binding; K63-linked polyubiquitin modification-dependent protein binding.
ACAGGCUAGAAAACUUCAAGUAACAGUAAGAAUCAGUCAGAUAAAUUACUGAUUUCUAAGUAAAAUUUGAAAUGGACAUGGGAGAUGGGAUCAGAGGGAUGGGCUGUGGCGUUAGAUGGGCUUUGGGUAAAAUCUCAGUUCUUCUUACUGUUGAUGUAGGAUGUUUCCUUCUCCAUCCUGACUUACAAACUGGGAACACUUAAGCAAGUGAAAUAGUCUAUGUUAGGCGUGUAAGAAAGAUCUGGGCAGAGUAUAGAAUGUGCAGUGUGCAGUGAUGGUAUGAAUGACUAAGUUGUGUUUGUGGGGGAAUAAAUGCGUGUGACUGGAGAGAAUGUGGUUUGGUCCUCUCCUGGGUAGAGCAGGCAAGAGGGUGGAGGGGACUCCGAGGCCAGACUGUGUUGGGUGUUGAUAGACGUGUCAAUAGAGUCAUUGUAGGGCCUGGAACAAAGGAUGGAUUUAAUGAGGAGCUUCGAGCCUCUGGUCCGGGGAGUCAGGACAGGAGUCAGGCAGGCACCGCACACCGCGGCUCCCGCUGCUCUUCUGGGCAGUUCUGGCCUAAGGAAACAGCCUGGAGACCGGAUUGCCGUAGAGGCUUUAUGUCCACACGCCCUGUUCGCUGCCGAGCUCAGCGUGUGCCCGUCUCGCAUUGACUCCUGUGGCAGUCUGGGCUGGGGCUGGAGUCAUUUGAGGCCUCACGGUGGAGGCCUGAAUUUUGAUCUAUGCCCUUCCUACGUCAACUGCCUGAACGUGCUUAAUGGGCACAUGACCCUGGACAUGGAUGCUGUCCUCUCGGAUUUUGUCCGUUCCACAGGGGCAGAGCCGGGGCUGGCCCGCGAUCUCCUGGAAGGGAAGAACUGGGACGUGAGCGCCGCCCUCAGCGACUUCGAGCAGCUGCGCCAGGUCCACGCCGGGAACCUGCCCCCGCCCUUUGGCGAGGGCAGUGGCGUCCCCGGGACCCCGGAAAAGGGGUUUUGUGACCGAGAAUCUGCUCGCCCUCUCCGGCCCACUCCCCAACGGCAGGAUGACGUCGUUCAAGAAAAACGCCUGUCCAGGGGCAUCUCCCUCGCCAGCGCCAGCGUUGUGUCCCCGGCCCGCCCCCAUGUCUCCUCCCACAGUGGGGGCGGGGGGAGCAGGGAGCACCCCCUGGAAAUGCCCAUCUGUGCCUUCCAGCUUCCAGACCUCACUGUGUACAGCGAAGACUUCCGCAGCUUCAUAGAGCGAGACCUCAUUGAGCAGUCCAUGCUGGCGGCCCUGGAGCAGGCAGGACGUUUGAACUGGUGGGUGAGCGUGGACCCCACAUGCCAGAGGCUGCUUCCUCUGGCAACCACAGGGGAUGGAAACUGCCUCUUGCACGCAGCCUCUCUUGGCAUGUGGGGCUUCCACGACCGGGACCUGGUGCUGCGGAAGGCCCUGUACGCGCUGAUGGAGAAGGGGGCCGAGAAGGAAGCGUUGAAGCGGCGCUGGAGGUGGCAGCAAACCCAGCAGAAUAAAGAGUCAGGACUGGUGUACACGGAGGAUGAGUGGCAGAAGGAGUGGGAUGAGCUGAUCAAGCUUGCCUCAAGCGAGCCCCGAAUGCAUCUAGGCACCAAUGGAGCCAACUGCGGCGGGGCGGAGAGCGCGGAGGAGCCCGUGUACGAGAGCCUGGAGGAGUUCCACGUCUUCGUCCUUGCGCACGUGCUCAGGAGGCCCAUCGUGGUGGUGGCAGACACCAUGCUGCGGGACUCUGGCGGGGAAGCGUUCGCCCCCAUCCCCUUCGGGGGCAUCUACCUGCCCUUGGAAGUGCCGGUCAGCCAGUGUCUCCACUCGCCGCUGGUGCUUGCCUACGACCAGGCCCAUUUCUCCGCCCUCGUGUCCAUGGAGCAGAAGGAGAACGCCAAGGAGCAAGCCGUGAUCCCGCUCAUGGACUCGGAGCACAAGCUGCUGCCCUUGCACUUCGCCGUGGACCCUGGAAAGGGCUGGGAGUGGGGCCGAGACGACAACGACAGCGUGCGGCUGGCCAGUGUCGUCCUGUCCAUGGAGGUCAAACUGCGCCUGCUGCACGGCUAUAUGGACGUCAAGUGGAUCCCCGUGUCCGCCGACGCGCAGGCCCCGCUGGCCCAGCCGGAGUCCCCCACAGCUUCGGCGGGGGACGAGCCUCGGUCCACCCCGGAGUCCGGGGAGUCGGACAAGGAGUCCGUUGGCAGCAGCUCCGCCAGCAAUGAGAGCAGCAGGCGGAAAGAGAAGUCGAAGCGAGAGCGGGAGAAGGACAAGAAGAGAGCAGACUCCGUGGCUAACAAGCUGGGCAGCUUCGGGAAGACCCUGGGCAGCAAGCUCAGGAGGAACAUGGGCGGCCUGAUGCACGGCAAGGGCGCCAAGCCCGCGGGCGCCGGCCCCGAGACCCUGGAGAAGAAGAAGAAAAGCGCCCUGAAGGGCUGGAAGGGCGGCAAGGAGGAGGCAGCCGGCGACGGGCCGGGGUCCGAGAAGCCCGCGGCCGAGUCCGGGGGCGACGCGGGCGGCGAGUACAGCCAGGAGGUGAUGCGGAGCCUGAGCACCAUGCGGGUCGCCAUGCAGGGCGGGGGCCGCUUCCUCUUCGCGGGCGCCCUGAAGAUGGGGCACCGCCAGCAGUACCAGGAGGACAUGAUCCAGCGCUACCUGUCCGACGCGGAGGAGAGAUUCCUGGCGGAGCAGAAGCAGAAGGAGGCGGAGAGGAAGAUCCUGACCGGAGGGGCCGGGGCUGGGCCCCCCCCAGCCAAGAAGCCGGAGCCGGACGGCGGGGAGGAGCUGGCGCCCGCAGCAGAGUCCAAGGCCGCGGCGUUCUCCGCCGCCGGCUACCCCGGGGGCUUCACCAUCCCAAGGCCUUCUGGGGGUGGGGUCCACUGCCAGGAACCCCGGAGGCAGUUGGCCGGAGGUCCAUGUGGCGGGGGCCUGCCACCCUACGCCACCUUCCACAGACAGUGUCCUCCGGGGCGAGCCUUCCCCCAUCAGGACCACAGCCCUUCUCUGGAGCCGGGCGGUCACGCCAAGGAUGGGGCUCCCAGGGGGGCCUUGUUGCCUCCCCCCUUCCACGUGGCUGAUUCCUAUAGCAAUGGCUACAGAGAGCCCCCUGAGCCAGAUGGAUGGGCCGGGGGUCCCCGGGGCCUUCCCCCAACCCAGACCAAAUGCAAACAGCCGAACUGCAGUUUCUAUGGACACCCUGAGACAAACAACUUCUGCUCCUGCUGUUACAGGGAGGAACUGAGGAGGCGGGAACGGGAGCCGCGCGGGGAGCUGCUGGUGCACAGGUUCUGAGGGGGGCCUUGAGGGCAAGGGGGUGAAACAAAGUUAAGCUCAACGAAUUGGCUCAUCAAGACCCAGCCCCCACGUUGACGUUGGCGGGCAAGUGCAGUGAUGCUUGCGGAAGCUGGCCACAGACUGGGAGCGUGGCACCAGCCGGCUGGCUCCAGAGGUCAGGGCUGGGCGGGCCUGGGCCUGUUCUAGUCCCUCGCGGAGCUUGACUCGAUGGAAGCCAGGAGGUACCAGCGGGGGUGACGGGGAUGACGGCGACUCUGCCUCUUUUGCCUUUGGGUCCACCCCUCCCGCGGCUGGGGACGGUCUGGGUCUAGGUCUAGCGGCGGGAGGUGGGCAGAAGGCCGGACGGGCAGAGGAGGUUCUCAAUAAAGCAGACCAAAGUUUUUAGGUUGGAAAAAAGCACAUGGUGGCAGAGUUGGGGGUGUAGGCACAUUGGCAGUUGAUCUGAAUUUAGAAAUCAGGGUUGGGUGGAUUCUCCCUCCCGAAGGAUCUGGAAGGACGGGGCUGUGAAGUGUGCUCCCGGGUGCUGGCCAGCAGGCCAGUGAGGAUGGCUUACUGGGGGGGG